AUGAGCUUUAAUGAGAAGGUGAAGUGGGUACUAGGCACUGCUGUUGCGACUCUAGUUACGAUAAAGUCUGUCGAAGCCGUAUAUCGCCUCUAUGCAGCUAAGCAGAACACUAGCAGGAGCAUUUCUGGGGAGGAGAAGGACGUAAGACUGGCCAAACGGAUUCGUGAGUCUAGGGCGUACGAUGAGGAAUUAUAUCGGGAGCAGUUAGCUCGGAACUACGCAUUUUUGGGCGAAGACGGUAUGGCACGACUACAGGAACAGUACUUCAUAGUGGUGGGCGCAGGUGGAGUCGGUUCCUGGGUGGUGACAAUGCUCGUACGUUCUGGUUGCAGAAAGAUUAAGGUUAUCGAUUUUGACCAGGUCUCACUCAGCUCCCUAAAUCGGCAUAGUUGCGCCACGUUGAACGAUGUCGGGCAUUCCAAGGUUGAGGUCUUGAAGUCGCAUCUACUCAAGAUUGCGCCGUGGUGUGAGAUUGAGGCGGUAAAUGAGCUUUGGCAUAUAGACAGCGCAGAACGCCUGAUAUUUGGGAACGACGGACAAGAUAAACCUACCUUUGUCAUUGACUGUAUUGACAACAUCAGCACAAAGGUCGAUCUUCUGGAGUAUGUCUACCGUAAGGGCAUUCCGCUCAUCUCCUCCAUGGGAGCCGCUACCAAAUCGGACCCAACCAGAAUUAACGUGGGCGACUUGAGCACCACGGAGGAAGACUCCCUAUCUCGCUCUGUCCGGAGAAGACUGAAGCAGCGGGGCAUCACGAAGGGAAUACCUGUAGUAUUCAGUGCGGAAAAGCCUGACCCCAAGAAGGCUAAGCUGCUGCCGUUACCAGAGGAACAGUACCUGAUGGGGAAGGUGGAUGAACUGAGUGCGCUAAAGGACUUCCGUGUCCGGGUGCUACCCGUGUUGGGAACCAUGCCGGGCGUGUUCGGCUUGACAAUCGCUACGUGGGUCUUGUGCUCCAUUGCCGGCUACCCAAUGGAACCAAUCGAGGGCAAAAAUAGAAUAAAGCUCUAUGACGGGAUUUAUCACUCAUUGGCGGGCCAGAUGUCCCGAAUUGGCAUGCCAGACCAGAGGGUUCCCGUUUCCGUGGCUGACGUCGCCUACCUGGUGGAGGAGGUCUAUAGAGGGAAAUCGCCGGUUAGCGGCUACUCCACGCGGCUCACACUAUCUAAGUGGGACCCGUCGCAGCCGGUGUCACUCCAGAACGUUGUCCUGCUGACGAAGGAAGAGCAGACCGCGCACGAGGCGCGCAUCCUGAACGGCGACGAGCGCUUGGAGGACGUGUACAGCCCUGAAGUCAUCGCGCUGGUCCACCAGCGCCUGCAGGAGGAGAAUUACUACUCACAGUUCCGAUAG
This is a messenger RNA of Eremothecium gossypii ATCC 10895, 1353 nucleotides long. It is a transcript of the gene TCD2, whose product is annotated as tRNA threonylcarbamoyladenosine dehydratase. Gene Ontology annotation, biological process: cyclic threonylcarbamoyladenosine biosynthetic process. Bases 1 to 1353 code for a protein of 450 amino acids. The record is from RefSeq and is marked provisional. Gene Ontology annotation, molecular function: ubiquitin-like modifier activating enzyme activity; tRNA threonylcarbamoyladenosine dehydratase activity. The transcript has a single exon. Gene Ontology annotation, cellular component: mitochondrial outer membrane. Lineage: Eukaryota; Fungi; Ascomycota; Saccharomycetes; Saccharomycetales; Saccharomycetaceae.